Molecule: messenger RNA, 969 nt
Organism: Nycticebus coucang (slow loris)
Lineage: Eukaryota; Metazoa; Chordata; Mammalia; Primates; Lorisidae
Gene: IL19
Product: interleukin 19
Exons: 6
Coding region: 30-563 (177 amino acids)
Source: RefSeq, a predicted model, not a curated record
GCAGACAGACACCCAGGAGAGCUGAGGACAUGAAGGUACAGGGUGCUUCCCUCUGGCUCCUGGCCACAGCGCUCAUCUUGAGCUCAGUGUGUUCCCGCGGUCUCAGGAAGUGUCUGAUUUCCAUGGACUUGCACCAUUUAGAAGAGAGUUUCCAAGAAAUCAAAAGAGCCAUUCAAGCUAAGGACACCUUCCAGAAUGUCACUAUCCUGUCUGCAUCCGAGAUGCUGCAGAGCAUCAAGCCCUCAGAUGUGUGCUGUGUGACCAAGAACCUCCUGGCUUUCUACAUGGACAGGGUGUUCAAGGAUCAUCGGGAGCUGAACCCCCAUAUCUUGAGAAAAAUCAGCAGCAUUGCCAACUCUUUCCUCUACAUGCAGAAAACCCUGCAGCGCUGUCAGGAGCAGAGGCGGUGUCACUGCAGGCAGGAAGCCACCAAUGCAACCAGAAGUGUUCACGACAACUAUGAUCAGCUGGAGGUUCACGCUGCCGCUGUGAAGUCCCUGGGAGAGCUCAACGUCUUUCUGGCCUGGAUUGGCAAGAAUCAUCAAGAAAUUUCUGCUGCUUGAUGACAUGAAACCUGUCCAAAAUCCAGGGAUGGACUCACCCUGUGCGGUUUUCAGUGGGAGACAACCUACUUUGAAGGGGGCUGGGGAAGGCCACCAUGUAUAUCUGACUGAGAAAUCUCCCUGUUGAUGUGGGAUUCUUUCCUCUGAGGCUGGGGAGUUUCUGGGUUUGGGCAGAUCUCACCCUGUACCUGAAAGUCCUACUGGCUGGUCUCAGGCUAUCUGAUACCACCUGAAAAGAGCCAAAUAGUCUACUGUGGUAUUUAUAAUAAUAAAAUAUGUCUGUGGAAAGGUCUGGUGGGCCAUCCUGAAGGGAAAGGGUCAGCUCCCCACUAAUUUAUUGUGAAUCUGUUUCUCCCAUGUCUGUGAUGUGAGCCAACUAAUAUGUAGUGCAUAUUGUACUUUUUUU